Messenger RNA from Dendroctonus ponderosae (mountain pine beetle), 828 nucleotides. RefSeq lists its product as uncharacterized. Bases 145 to 774 code for a protein of 209 amino acids. NCBI's taxonomy places the organism in Eukaryota, Metazoa, Arthropoda, Insecta, Coleoptera, Curculionidae. The record is from RefSeq and is a predicted model, not a curated record. The transcript has 3 exons.
ACUUCUUUGUCACUGUUUGGUAUUUCACUAGCUGUCAAUCUAUCACAACAACAACAAACUUUAGAAUUUUUACCCUCAUAUUCAUCCCACAAUUUGCAGAUUCUUGAAAAUAUGAUCAUAAUCACUAGGAAAUAAUUAUAAAAAAUGAGCGACUUACAAUGGAUCACUAUAAACAACAGGUUACAACAAGGAGCUUCUUUGAUAAACAAUUUGAACACGAAGAGAUACGAACUCCUUCUAUCCCAUAUAAUCAAUUCCAGUAGCGAUGACUACUUUACUGAAACUGAGUUGCAGAAACUGCAGGACAAUUUGAAGCUGGAUGAAAACCAACUACAGCUUCUUGUGCAAAGCAUCGCUUACAUCUAUAAGCAAAGUAGAAGAGUUAUUCUAAAGCCCACCGAAUUGGAAAGUCAGUUGGUAGAGAAAAUUGGCCUCGAUCAAGGAAAAGCGGAGAUUUUCACCAAGCAGUGGCUAGCUGAAACUAAAAAAGAGUUGGGAGCCUUUGAAGACAGACAUACACUGAAUAGUCUAAAAUGGGAACUCAACAUGCAAGUCGCUUCAGAUAUGGGCAAUAAGCAGGUGAUUCCCAAUGCGAAAAUACAGCUAGACCUUACUAAGGUCACUGAUGAGACGAAAAAGGAAGCGGCAAUAUUGGAAAUGGGCGAAGAAGACCUGCAACAACUAUACAGCACGUUGGAAGCAAUCCAGUUAAGGUUAGACAAUAUAUCAAAAAAUAAAGCAUCGCAACCCAAUUCCGCUCAUAAAAAGGAAUAAAAAAAGGACUGACAUCAAAUAAAAAGUAUGGUAAUAAAAUCUAUUUAGCUGAAA